Podarcis raffonei (Aeolian wall lizard) is the source of this 797-nucleotide messenger RNA. RefSeq names its product C-type lectin-like. Gene Ontology annotation, molecular function: signaling receptor activity. The record is from RefSeq and is a predicted model, not a curated record. The transcript has 6 exons. The coding region runs from base 94 to 579 and encodes 161 amino acids. NCBI's taxonomy places the organism in Eukaryota, Metazoa, Chordata, Lepidosauria, Squamata, Lacertidae.
GGUCUAUAAAUGCCCCAGGAGGGUUGAGAAUUCUCUAGAGGAAGGAGAGAGGUUUCGGCAUUUUGGACAACCGAAGCAGAGGGACAGGUGCAGAUGGGGCCGUUCUCUCCCUUCAACCUCUCCCUUGCGGUUUUCCUGGCUUUCCUUUCCCUGCAAGGCGCAGACUCCAGCUGCCCCAGAGGCUGGCUCAAGCGAGAUAAUCAAUGCUUUGGGUUCUUCAAUGUUGCUUUGAAAUGGCAUGAUGCAGAGGUUGCCUGCCAGGCCUUUGGCGAGAACGGCCAUCUUGCCUCCAUUCACGAUGAAGACGACAUGAAGAUGCUGUCACUACAUCUGAGCCAGAACCUUAAAGAGGAACAACAUAUAUGGAUCGGGUUGUAUGACCCCAACACUGGGAGUGAACACAACAGGCAAUUCAAAUGGACAGACGGCACCACUGGAAGAUACAAUCCUUGGGCACCUGAGGAACCCAAUAAUCCCAGAACCGAACACUGUGUAGAGCUCUACAGCCAAGACUACAUGAAGUGGAAUGACGAAAUAUGCACCGUAAAUCACCCCUACCUAUGCAAAUACACUCUCUGAGGCCAAGAAAAGACUCUGACGUGCUCAGUAGCACCUGGGAGACUGACCAAGAUGCAUCUUCUACCUGCGAGAAUCCAAGUCUUUCCAUGUAUUGUGCUCUGAAGCCCAAGCCCACGCUUCCCCAACCUGGUGCCCUCCAGAGGUUUGGGAUUAAAACUCCCAUCGCUCAGCGGGACAGAAUUUCUCUCCUGUGGCCAAUAAAUUCUCUUCCAAAUACA